This is a messenger RNA of Kalmanozyma brasiliensis GHG001, 3213 nucleotides long. Its product is annotated as Zn(2)-C6 fungal-type DNA-binding domain protein. NCBI's taxonomy places the organism in Eukaryota, Fungi, Basidiomycota, Ustilaginomycetes, Ustilaginales. The coding region runs from base 1 to 3213 and encodes 1070 amino acids. The record is from RefSeq and is a predicted model, not a curated record. Gene Ontology annotation, biological process: regulation of DNA-templated transcription. Gene Ontology annotation, molecular function: DNA-binding transcription factor activity, RNA polymerase II-specific; zinc ion binding. The transcript has a single exon.
AUGUCCCAUCAACCGAUGCCGUCGGCGUACGGCUCUGCAUCUUUCCCCUCAAGCUCCCUCUACGGCAACGCUCCAAGGGGCGUCAAGGACUACGAGUCCGACGUGUCGGCCCAGCAAGCCGUGCCGCGUGGACCCUGGGACCACUCCGCCUCGGGCUCUUAUGGUCAUCGUCAUGGUCCAGGCCAACAUGACAGGGCCGCUUCGUAUGCACCCUUCGAACCACGUCACCCCUCCGACGUGGACACCUAUCGCGGAUCGGCCCCUCACCCUUCGCAUGGAGGACAACACCAGCACAUGCAUCAUCAUCCCUAUGGCAACCCUCAUGCCGCCGCUCCGAUGUACACUUCGCCCUCUUCACAGGCCGACAUGCACCACAGGCACGUAUCGCGAGCCGCCUGCCUCUCUUGUCGUUCCGCAAAGCGCAAGUGCGACGGCGUCAAGCCCAUCUGCGGGCCUUGCGCGCUGCGUGGCGUAAAGGACGGCGUUCCUCAGGAUGACGGCGGCUGUGUUUACGUCGCGAGCAAACGCGGUGGCCCGCGAUUCAAAGGCAUCAAGGGCGCUGAGGCUACCAAGCGCAAGCUCGAUGAACGCGAGAAGGGUGGCAAGGUCAGGGGCGGCAGAGACUCCAACGGUCACGAAGACUCGACCUCGCUUUCCCCGACCGACCACGAUUCUCACCAUCACACCUCUGCAGGCUCGACACCCCUCGAUGCAAGCAGUGUGCAACCUCAUUCAGCCUUCCACGCACUCGACGGAGCAACGCUGCCUCUGUCCAAUCUCGAUCUCUCCAGAACCGGUCCCGACAUGCUCGGCGCCUCGGCCGUCUCCUCGAGGCCUGGUCUGACCGCAGAACAGUCGACGGAUGCGUUCAACUUCGAACGCGAGAGAAAUGCCCUCACCACGCGCAACUUGUUCCGACCCGACGCAACUGUCGGCGGCGGUCUCUUUGAUGACCUUUCGGCUACCAACUUCGAGAUGCUUCAGAAGCUGUCGGCCAACCAAGCUUCCGUCGGCCUCUCGCUCGCGAGCUUCUACCACAAACUUGAGGAGCUCCCCAAGGCCGGCGUUCUCGGCGCAUCCAUCGUCGACGAGUUUGGCAGCAUCGACGUCGACAUGCCUCAGGCUCUUCUGGAGAUUGAGACCGCCAGCAAGUCGAGCGUAGCUGUCAAUUCGGAGCAGCAGGCGCGUGCUUUGCUGCAGGACUUCUACGAGCUCGUUUACCCGGCAUGCCCUGUCAUGCUGCCGUCGGGCCACCUUUCGUCGCUCGCAUUCCACUUGUCCGAGGACGAGUCUUCGGCGCUGCUCGCAGCCACAUCCGCCUGCGUCGCUCUGCAGCUCCCGCAGAGCGAGGCCAGACGCAUCGUCAAGGGCAGUCUUCUGUUCCACGACCCGGACGACCACGAGACCAAAGCCGAGUUACUCGACCUUGAGCAUGCCUCGCGCGAGGAGAUUGCCGCCUAUCACGCCAAGUCGGCCGAGAAGCUCCUUCUCAAGAAGGUGGCGCUCUUGGCACGCGCGUCCUCCUUCCCGUCCGAGGCGGCCAAGGCGAUGGAAGCCACCAAGUUCCUGCCCAACAGCCGCGGUGCUGGAGCCGGCGAUCUCGAGUUGACCCGAAUCAAGCUCGUUGCCACGCACACCCUCCUCGCGCACUACCACUAUGGCACCUCGAACAGCCGACGUGCGUUCCACCACGCCUCGCAGGCCUGGAACCACGCCCAAGCGCUCAACCUCGACUCAGGCGAGGCGGUCUCGUCAGCACCAUCGUGGUUCAGCCACACGCAAAAGUGCGAAUGGGCGCGACGCGCCUACUGGACCUGCUACACCGCUGCAACGGUCAUGUCGUGCACGGGCGGUUUCAAGCCCCUCACCGUGACCCGCGAUAUGCCUUCCGAUCUCGGCCUGCUUCCCAAUCUGCGCGACGAUCGAUCCAGCUGGAAAGUCCUCGUGCGCGGUGCCCAGUUCGUCUCCCGCUCCUACGCAGCCCUCUACGACCUCGACUCGUACAAAAACCGACCGGAGAACAAGAUCGCCGACCCGGCCAACCAGUCUCGUGACAGACGCCGCAGGUGGGAAGUGAUCUUCGAACGCAUGCAAAAGGUCGACGCGGACGUGAUGCAGUACGCCCGCUCGGACCCGGUGUGGAGCGACGAGAGCUGCUUUGAGCCGAGCGUGGGGCUCUCGCGCCGCACGGUGGAGUUCGAGGAGGAGAACGAAGUUCGCUUGAGCCGCAGUCUGCGCAUUGCAGGCAAGCUUAUGACGAGUGGAGCGUUGAUCAUUCUGCAUAGGGCGCAGGCGUUUGCGAAUGCACGAAUCUUUGUGGCUCCGACGUGCGGCAUUCCCGGUGCCUGCGAGGACAACAGCGAUACGGCGUCGGAUGCGGGUAGUCGCCGGGGCGGACCGGAUCGGCUGUGGCAUAGGGAGGCGGAGGGGCUGCCGCCUUCCGGCAAGGCGACGGCGACGCAAAAUGACGAGCUGGGCAGCAGCAUGGAAGCGGCCCCCGUCACAUCGUCGAGGGCGAUGCGAUCGCGCAGCGCCAGCAGCAUGUCGUCCAGCGGCGCAGGGAGCGUCUCCAAGAGCCUGGUCAGUUCUUCGUCCUCCUCCAUGGGUCCUCCCUCGGUAACAUUCACCGCGUGCGGCAUCCCGGCCAAGUUCAACGGCGGACCCUUCGAACCGUCCGACUCGCUCGACCGCUGUCGCUUCGCGGCAAGCGUCAUGUAUCAGCAGUUGGCGCACAUCAACAAGUCCACCUUCCGCCUCGGUCGUCGCGAAUCGAUGGCCACGCUGCCCGUCGAAACGCACGGUCGGGAGAAUCGCGACCAGUGGUCCGCCCCGUCCCUACCCCCUUUCUCGGCAUGCUCGCUCGUCCUCGCCGCCUACGUCCUGCUCAUGGAAACCCUCCACGCCCAGAUCGCCGCCGGACUCGAGGACAAUCUCGACUUUACAAACACCGACGUCCUCGACGACAACGAGCUGUACCAGCUUUCGCCCAUCCUCCAGCCGGACCCGCAUCGCACCGCCCAGAUCCCCCAGCUCGCCGGUCGCCAGGCUUACGUCCUCGCCAUCAAGCUCCGCAGCUGUAUCCUGCAGAUCGAGUCGGCGUUGGAGAAGUUUAGUCGCGCAUGGGAGAUCGCCAAGGGCUACGCGCAGGAGGUGCGGUUGUUGUUGGAGGUCAAUCAGAGCUUGUUCACCGGCAGCGUGCAGGUCACGAACUGA